AUGUCUGAAGGAAAUCACUCCAGAGUGGCUGAGUUCAUUCUGGAGGGCUUAACAAAUAAACCAGAGCUUCAGGUGCCCCUGUUCCUCCUCUUCCUUGGAAUCUAUCUGCUCACAGUGUUGGGGAACCUGGGAAUGAUCUUUCUGAUCCUGCUCAGCCCCCACCUGCACACCCCCAUGUACUUCUUCCUCAGCAGUCUGUCCUUCAUUGACCUCUGUUACUCCACUGUCAUCACCCCCAAAAUGCUGGUAAACUUUGUGACAGUGAGGAAUGUCAUUUCCUACCCUGAGUGCAUGAUUCAACUCUACUUUUUCAUAGCCUUUGUUAUAUCUGAGUGUUACAUGUUGUCUGCUAUGGCAUAUGACCGCUAUGUUGCCAUCUGUAACCCCUUGAUGUACAAUGUCACCAUGUCUUAUCAAGUCUGUUCCUGGAUGAUAGGUGGGGUGUAUGGUAUAGGUGUUAUUGAAGCUACAGUUCACACGGUUUGCAUGCUGCGGGUGCUUUUCUGCAAGGCGAAUGUAGUAAAUCAUUUCUUCUGUGAUAUUCUUCCAUUGCUGCAACUUUCCUGCUCCAGUACGUUUGUCAAUGAGGUAGUAAUUCUGUGCCUCAGUACGCUCAAUUUCUGUGUUCCAACCCUGACCAUCUUGAGCUCUUACAGUUUUAUCAUUGCCCCAAUCAUCUGCAUGAAAUCCACCGAGAGCAGGUUCAGAGCCUUCAGCACCUGCAGCUCCCACUUCUCUGCUGUGACUGUCUUCUUUGGAUCCUUAGCAGUUGUGUACUUUCAGCCAUCAUCAGUCAGCUCCAAAGAGCAAGGGAAAGUGUCCUCUCUGUUUUAUACUAUAGUUGUACCCAUGCUGAACCCACUCAUCUACAGCCUGAGGAAUAAGGAUGUCAAACUUGCUUUAAAUAAGUUGCUUCGAAUGAAGACAAUUCAGAUGUGA
Molecule: messenger RNA, 939 nt
Organism: Arvicola amphibius (Eurasian water vole)
Lineage: Eukaryota; Metazoa; Chordata; Mammalia; Rodentia; Cricetidae
Product: olfactory receptor 150-like
Exons: 1
Coding region: 1-939 (312 amino acids)
Biological process (GO): G protein-coupled receptor signaling pathway; sensory perception of smell
Cellular component (GO): membrane
Molecular function (GO): olfactory receptor activity; G protein-coupled receptor activity; odorant binding
Source: RefSeq, a predicted model, not a curated record